AGUAAGACACUUCCCAGAAUUCCUUGCGACCUAAGCGUCAUCCGCACCCAGAGACUACAACUUCCAUGGUUCUGUGAGAGCAGCGAGGGGGCGGGGCUUUGGGCGGUGACUCCGGCGACGAGAUGGCAGAUUCCUCUAGUUCUCGUCACCGCCUGCUAUACAAAAAGGUGGGCUCGCCGCCCUGGAAAGAGGCUUUCAGGCAGGGAUGUCUGGAGAGAAUGAGAAACAGCCGGGACAGGCUCUUGAACAAGUACCGUCAAGCUGGCGGCAGUACACCAGGGAGAGGCCGUAACAGGCUUUUAGUGCAAGAAGUGAUGGAGGAAGAGUGGAAUUCUUUGCAGUCAGUGGAGAACUGUCCACAGGCCUUGGCUCAGUGGGGCUCACCGAUGGACCUAGCUCUGCUGGAGGAGAUCCAACAGGAGCUGAUUGAUGAAGAAGAGUCCAUCAUCAGUGAGUACGAGAAGAGCUUGCAGUUUGAUGAAAAGUGCCUCAGUGUCAUGCUGGCUGAGUGGGAAGCAAACCCCCUCAUCUGCCCUGUGUGUACAAAGUACAACCUGAGAAUAACUAGCUGUGUGGUCAUGUGUCAGUGUGGCCUGUACAUCCCAUCUCAUUCUCCAGAGUUGACAGAGCAGAAGCUUCGUUCCUGUUUAGAAGACAGUGUAAAUGAGCACAAUGCACAUUGUCCCCACAUCCCUGAAUUUUCAGUCACUGAUGGAAUAGAAGAAAAACCUAGUCUUCUCAUGAGCUGUCCGGAGUGUGAUACCUGGGCUGUGAUCUUCUAGAGCCAGCCUGGACUCAUCUUUCUGCUGGAUUGAAGACAACUCACUCCCUCUGAGAAGAGGUCUUAUGUGUACAAACCUUUAUUUAUAACUUAUUUUAUAUUAAAACUUUUCAAAAACCUUUGUU
Castor canadensis (American beaver) is the source of this 906-nucleotide messenger RNA. RefSeq names its product RPA interacting protein (gene Rpain). Gene Ontology annotation, biological process: protein import into nucleus. The record is from RefSeq and is a predicted model, not a curated record. Gene Ontology annotation, cellular component: nucleus; PML body. Lineage: Eukaryota; Metazoa; Chordata; Mammalia; Rodentia; Castoridae.